Messenger RNA from Triticum turgidum subsp. durum (durum wheat), 1689 nucleotides. Lineage: Eukaryota; Viridiplantae; Streptophyta; Magnoliopsida; Poales; Poaceae. The record is from the annotation of a GenBank genome assembly.
AUGCUCACAAGGUUGAACCUUAGUUAUAACAAUCUACAGGGUAACAUUCCUAGGGAGAUCUUCCACACUGGCUCCACACUGACCAUAUGUGCAUUAUCCUACAAUAACUUACAAGGAACAAUACCUACAGAGUUCAGUAAUCUUAGGCAGCUAGUUGAGCUGUAUCUUUCAUCCAACAAACUUUCUGGGGAAAUUCCUAGUGCUUUAGGUGAGUGUCAAGAGCUGCAGAUCCUCCAAAUGGACCAGAAUAUUCUCACAGGGGAUAUUCCGGAGUCUUUGAGCAAUCUGAAGAGCUUGGUGGUGCUCAACUUUUCACAUAACAGUUUGUCUGGAUCCAUUCCGACAUCAAUAAGUGACCUGAAAUAUCUGAACCAGCUAGACCUCUCUUACAACCAUAUUCAUGGAGAAGUACCAAGAAAUGGGGUAUUUGAAAAUGUCACGGCUGUUUCUCUCGAUGGGAAUUCGGGACUUUGUGGUGGAGCAGUGGAUCUUCGUAUGCCCACUUGCUCUGCUAUUUCUCAGAGAAAAGGAAGACUGUACUACUUGGUCAGAGUAUGUAUCCCUUUGGUUGGCUUCACAUCACUCGUAUUAUUCGCUUACUUUGUACUCCUGGAGAGCAAGACGCCAAGAAGAACAUACUUACUGUUGCUUUCUUUUGGCAAGCAUUUUCCUAGAGUUACCUACAGGGAUCUAGCUCAAGCUACACAGAGCUUUUCUGAGUCAAACCUGGUUGGGAGAGGAAGCUACGGUUCAGUAUAUAGAGGAAAGUUAACUCAAGCAAAAAUACAAGUGUCUAUUAAAGUUUUUGACCUCGAUGUGAGAUACGCAGACAAAAGUUUCAUUUCAGAAUGUGAGGUUUUGAGAAGUAUUCGACAUCGAAAUCUUGUUUCUAUCUUAACAGCAUGCUCAACAAUAGAUAAUGAUGGUAACACUUUCAAAGCUCUAAUUUAUGAGUUCAUGCCAAACGGGAAUUUGGACACAUGGUUACACACAAAAUCUGCUGGCGAAGGUCCAAGGAUUUUGAGCUUAGGGCAAAGAAUAAGCAUCACUGUUAAUAUCGCUGAUGCAUUGGCCUACCUGCACCAUGAUAUCACAAGAUCCAUUGUCCAUUGCGAUUUGAAACCCAGCAAUAUCCUCCUGGACACUGAUAUGAAUGCAUAUUUGGGUGACUUUGGCAUUGCAAACCUCGUCCGUAAUUCAAAGUCAACAUCAGUUGGGCAUUCAAGUUCAGCCUCAACUUCAGAUGGCUCAAUUGGAUUGAAGGGAACUAUAGGAUAUAUUGCUCCAGAGUAUGCUCAAACUGGCCAAGCAUCAACUUAUGGGGACGUUUACAGUUUUGGAGUUGUUCUUCUAGAGAUGCUGAUAGAUAAGAGACCAACAGACCCUAUUUUUGACAAUGAACUCAACAUUGUCAAUUUCGCAGAGAGGAACUCUCCAGAUCAGAUACUGCAUAUCAUUGAUGAUCAUCUCCAAGAAGAGUGCAAGGGAUUCAUUCGUGCAACAGCGGAAGCAGGAAACGUGGUAUAUCAGUGCUUGGUGUCCCUUGUGCAAGUAGCUCUGUCUUGUACCCGUCUGUUCCCAAGAGAACGAAUGAACAUGAGAGAAGUAGCCAUGAAAUUGCAGGCAGCCAGAACAUCAUAUAUAUGUUGGAGCAAACAAACCAGAGCAAGCUAUGCCACACUAGAGUGA